Chroicocephalus ridibundus (black-headed gull) is the source of this 2067-nucleotide messenger RNA. It is a transcript of the gene HTR3A, whose product is annotated as 5-hydroxytryptamine receptor 3A. Gene Ontology annotation, cellular component: postsynaptic membrane; synapse; plasma membrane. Gene Ontology annotation, molecular function: acetylcholine-gated monoatomic cation-selective channel activity; serotonin-gated monoatomic cation channel activity. Gene Ontology annotation, biological process: signal transduction; regulation of membrane potential; chemical synaptic transmission. The coding region runs from base 155 to 1612 and encodes 485 amino acids. The record is from RefSeq and is a predicted model, not a curated record. The transcript is spliced from 9 exons. Lineage: Eukaryota; Metazoa; Chordata; Aves; Charadriiformes; Laridae.
CUUGAUGCGGCGGGAGAGGCUGAUGGCGAGAUUAAUUGGGCGUUCUCAAAACCGCGGCGGCGGGGGGAAAGCGAGCCAGGAGUGCUGCUGAGGGCUCACUCCUCGGCGGAGCCGGCUGGCGACGAGGGAGCCACGGCCGGGAGCUGGCAGAGCCAUGAGGGCCGCCGCUGUGGGGGCUCUGCUGGCCCUGCUGCCUCUCGCCUCCGCGCUGCAGAGCCCAGGUACCCGGCGGGGGGGCCGGACACCAGAGCCUGCCGAGCCCGCCCUGCGCCGCCUGUCCCACUCCCUGCUGGCCCACUACCAGAAGGGCACCCGGCCCGUACGGGACUGGCGAACGACCACCAACGUGGCCAUCGACCUCAUGGUCUACGCCAUCCUCAGCGUGGAUGAGAAGAACCAGGUGCUGACCACCUACGUCUGGUACAGGCAGCACUGGACGGACGAGUUCCUCCGGUGGGACCCGGAGCGGUUCGACAACCUGACGCAGAUCUCCCUCCCCGUGGAGAGCAUCUGGGUGCCCGACAUCCUCAUCAAUGAGUUCGUGGACGUCGGAAAGUCCCCCCACGUCCCCUACGUCUACGUUAGCCACCACGGGGAGGUGCAGAACCUCAAGCCCAUCCAGGUGAUGACGGCCUGCAGCCUGGACAUCUACAACUUCCCCUUCGACGUCCAGAACUGCUCGCUCACCUUCACCAGCUGGCUGCACCACAUCCGCGACAUCAACCUCUCGCUGUGGCGGCAGCCGGAGCUGGUCAAGUUCGACCGGAGCGUCUUCAUGAACCAGGGCGAGUGGGAGCUGCUCUACGUCCUCAGCCGCUUCCAGGAGUUCAGCGUCAAGAGCAGCGACAGCUACGCCGAGAUGAAGUUCUACGUAGUCAUCCGGAGACGCCCCCUCUUCUACACCGUCAGCCUGCUUCUCCCCAGCAUCUUCCUGAUGCUUAUGGACAUCGUGGGCUUCUACCUACCGCCCAACAGUGGCGAGAGGGUCUCUUUCAAGAUCACCCUUCUGCUGGGCUACUCGGUUUUCCUCAUCAUCGUAUCUGACACGCUCCCAGCUACUGCGGUUGGCACCCCCUUGAUAGGCAUCUACUUUGUGGUGUGCAUGGCGCUGCUCGUCAUCAGCCUGACGGAGACCAUCCUGAUCGUGCGCCUGGUGCACAAGCAAGACCUGCAGCCCCAUGUCCCUGAGUGGGUGAAGCGCCUGCUGCUGGAACGAGCCACCGUCCUGCUCUGCAUCCGGGACAGGAACAAAUUCAGCCAAAGCAGGACGCAGAGCUCAGACAUCUCCAGGCAGGCGGAGAACGACAGCACAGCCAGGCUGAACCAGUACGGCUGCGAGGACCCCCGGGAGUGUGAGACGGUGGGGGGCGCGGGGCCCACACUGGCCUCUGCCGGCCAGGCGGAGGGCUCCCUGCUGCUGCACGGCGUCCUGCGGGAGAUCACCGCCAUCCGCCAGUUCCUGGAGAAACGCGAGGAGUUUCGCGACGUUGCCCGCGAGUGGCUACAAGUGGGCUACGUGUUGGACGUCCUGCUCUUCCGGGCGUACCUGGUGGCCGUCCUGGCCUACACCGUCACGCUGGGCACCCUCUGGUCGGUAUGGCGGGACGCCUGAGCGGCGCCCGCCGUUGGGCGCGGGCGAGGUGGGGACCUCGGGCGCUGCCGUGCUCAGAGGCCGCUCCACGGCUCCGCGACCCACCGGUGGGUCCUCCACGGCUCUGCGACCCAGGCCGGGGCACCCACCACCGUCCCCCCGGCGCCGGGGCAGCGGCCCCCGAGCGGGGAGGGCUGAGGAGGGACCCCCGAGAACCGACGGCGCCGCGCUCCCCCCGCCCCGCCCCGCCGCGCCCGGCCGCCGCUUCAGCACCGCGGACAGCGCCGCGCCGCCCGGGGGUCCCGCCGCCCCCGGGGGGUCCCCGCCGCCCCCGCCCCUCGCCCCGGCUGCCCCGGGGGAGCCCCAGCGGCCCAGCACGAAGCCCCCGGGACCACACGCCCGUGGCCCCUUCUCCGUCGCUCCCCCGCAAGCCAUUUGCUCAUCGGGCUCCGCGCGUGUCUCUGUUUCCCCCACCC